Molecule: messenger RNA, 2412 nt
Organism: Peniophora sp. CBMAI 1063
Lineage: Eukaryota; Fungi; Basidiomycota; Agaricomycetes; Russulales; Peniophoraceae
Source: the annotation of a GenBank genome assembly
AUGCCUGCCACACUCAAGCUCUGGUCAAAGAGCUUUGUCGAGCAACUGACGCCGAAGGCGUCACUGACGAACAAGAAAUCAGAGGAAACGAACCCGUGGGACAGUCCGAAUUUGUCCAACGUCUCGCCGCCGUCGCCAGCGUCAACGCACGAGCCGAUAACGCCGGGCGCGACCGAGCCGCUGCUGACGCCGUCUGGGGGCGGCGGCUACCAUCACGCGCUCCUGGGCAAGUCUCCAGGUCUCGGAGGCGCGCAAGUCACGGCAUCGCCCGCCAGUCCCGGAGGUGCCCAGGCUCUUCCGCCCUCCCUGAGCUUGCAGCCUCCCUCCUUCCAUGCGCCUCCCGCUUUCAAUAUGUCCCUCCCGCCAUCAAAAAAAUCCCAGAAUAUAACGACGAAGCAGCCACCGGCCACCAGGCCGGCUCUCUCUCGCCAGACGACAGCAGUGCCCGCAAAGGAUAAUAACUCCCAGGCCACUGCCGUGGGCCCGUCCAAGGGGCAGAUCCACGUCAAGCUCAUCGCCGCACGCAACCUCAACGUGCGCUCGCUUACCGCCAGGCCAUAUGUCGUCGUCGUAUUCGAGAAUAAUGAAUUCGUGUCACGCGAUCCGACCGGCGACGACGCAAAGGAGCUCAAGGGCGUCGCGACAAAUCUCUCCCGCACGUCCUCCUCCAAUGCCAUCAGCGCACUCGGCAAGGCGCAGGCCCAGGAUGCCGCACGACGAAACGCUUCUCCCGCUCCAAGUGGCGCAUCAGUCUCUUCCCACCGUUCCUCUGGUUCUUCGGGCUCGUCAAAUGGCCUCCAAAUCGGUGCCCGCAUGUCAUCCACCAACCCAGUUUGGAAACACGAAGUCUCAUUCGACGUGACUUCCGAGGAAUCCACCAUCGCCUUCAACGUUUACGACCGUUCCGAGGAAUGUCAAACGUAUCUCGGCACGGUUCAGUACAAACCGGUGCUCAUACACGACCAUACCGUGGAUCAGUGGUUCCGCCUCAAACCCACCGAGGAUGAAGUCGUCACCGGUGAAAUCCGCAUACAAAUAACCUUCGAGCAAUAUAAGUCCAAGCGCGCACUCACGCCGCGCGACUUCGAAUUCCUCAAACUCAUCGGGCGUGGCACUUUCGGUCGGGUCUUCCAGGUCCGCAAACGCGACACGCGCCGGAUCUAUGCUAUGAAGGUUCUUUCCAAGAAAGAAAUCAUCGCCAAGAAGGAGGUUGCGCAUACCAUCGGCGAGCGCAAGAUUUUGCAACGCUCCCUCGAGAGCCCAUUCCUCGUCGGCCUCAAGUUCUCUUUCCAGACCGAGACCGACCUCUACCUCGUCACCGACUUCAAGUCCGGUGGCGAGCUUUUCUGGCACCUCCAGAAGGAGACUCGCUUCUCCGAAGAACGCGCGCGCUUCUACAUUGCCGAACUCGUGCUGGCGCUCGAGCACUUGCACAAGUACGACAUCGUCUACCGCGACUUGAAGCCGGAGAACAUUCUCUUGGACGCAACAGGCCACGUCGCUCUUUGCGAUUUCGGCUUGUCGAAGCCGGACCUGCGCUCAGACGAGCUCACAAAUACGUUCUGCGGCACGACGGAAUAUCUUGCACCCGAAGUUCUCCUCGACGAGCACGGGUACAGCAAGCUCGUGGACUUCUGGUCCCUUGGCGUGCUCCUUUUCGAGAUGUGCUGCGGCUGGAGCCCAUUCUACGCAGAGGACACGCAGCAGAUGUACAAGAACAUCUGCUUCGGCAAGAUUCGGUUCCCUAAGGGUGUCAUCAACGAGGACGGCAAGCAGUUUGUCAAGGGCUUGUUGAACCGCAACCCCAAGCACCGGCUGGGCGCCCAGCGGGACGCCGAGGAGUUGAAGGAGCAUCCGUUCUUCAAGUCUAUUGACUGGGUGGCACUUGGGAAGAAGCAGGUUACACCGCCGUUCAAGCCUAAUGUCGAGUCGGACGAGAGCACCGCGAACUUCGAUCCCGAGUUCACGAACGCCGCCGUCGACGAUCCAACGCUCACUGGGCUCAUCGACGAGAACGACCCCAGCGCGAGCUGGGUGGAGGACGCGAACCCGAACGGUGUAUACACGCCUCAAGGCCCACUCGGCAGCGAUCGCCUCGCGUCGCCACCAGCUCCGGGCGCGCCCGGUAGUAUGGCGCAGAGCAUACAAAUUGGCGGCGCGAGAAACAAGCUUGCCGGAAGUCCGCCGUUAACGAGUAGCAUUCAGGACGAGUUCCGCGGCUUCACCUAUACGGGCGAGAGCGUGCUCAACUCACAGGCCGCUGGUCGACUCACUGAGGCAGAUGAGGAGGAUGCCGUCGAUGAUGAUGAGGUCGAGUACACGACUGAGGACGAGGCCGCUGACGAUGAGCGACCCGCCGGCCGUUAUGCGAAGCGUGGUCUGGUGGACGACUUGGAUAACCUCCACUUAUAA